Messenger RNA from Branchiostoma belcheri (Belcher's lancelet), 1759 nucleotides. RefSeq names its product thymidine phosphorylase-like. Gene Ontology annotation, molecular function: pyrimidine-nucleoside phosphorylase activity; 1,4-alpha-oligoglucan phosphorylase activity. Gene Ontology annotation, cellular component: cytosol. The transcript is spliced from 10 exons. NCBI's taxonomy places the organism in Eukaryota, Metazoa, Chordata, Leptocardii, Amphioxiformes, Branchiostomatidae. The record is from RefSeq and is a predicted model, not a curated record. The coding region runs from base 26 to 1567 and encodes 513 amino acids. Gene Ontology annotation, biological process: pyrimidine nucleoside metabolic process; pyrimidine nucleobase metabolic process.
AGAAGAAAUACGGAAGUAGCCGAUCAUGUCACUGUUUAACCAGUUGUUGACCAGGUGGGUUUUCCGGACUUUGACCAGCACCAUGUCUCGGUCAGCUAAACGUGCAAAGGUCGCAGAUACGUGCAGCACAGGUCACCGGAACUUCAAUGCUACAACAACGGGAGCCACGUUUGAACAAGUCAAGAGAAACAUGGCUACGGAUUCCUCAAGACAAAGAGAAGUGGAGAUGUCCAACUUUCGAGCUCCGGAUGUCAUAGCUAAGAAACGAGACGGUCAAGCUCUCAGCAAGGAAGAGAUCCAGUACUUUGUUAAAGGGGUGGUCAGCAAAGAGUUUCAAGACAGUCAGAUCGGUGCUAUGUUAAUGGCCAUCUUCCUGAAUGGCAUGAACAGAGAUGAGACCAUCACACUGACUCGAGCGAUGAGGGACUCAGGGAGCACGCUCAGUUUCCCCGCGGAGUGGGCGGGGCUAAUCGUGGAUAAACACUCCACGGGCGGGGUCGGGGACAAGAUCAGCCUGCCGCUCGCACCCGCGCUGGCGGCCUGUGGGUUAAAGGUUCCCAUGAUCUCAGGCCGAGGCCUUGGUCACACUGGAGGGACUCUGGACAAACUGGAGUCUAUACCCAACUUCACUGUGGACUGUACCACUGGUGAGAUGGGGGACAUCCUGGAAAAGGUUGGCUGCUGUAUUGUAGGACAGACAGCAGACAUUGUUCCAGCAGACAGGAUCAUGUAUGGUAUCAGAGAUGUCACUGGCACUGUCGCAUCUCUACCUCUCAUCACAGCUUCUAUAGUCUCCAAGAAGGCUUCUGAGGGCCUGUCUGCACUGGUGCUGGAUGUGAAGUAUGGCAAGGCAGCCUUCAUGGAGACCCUGGACAAGGCUAGGGACCUGGCACAAAGCAUGGUGUCGGCCAGCGAGGGCCUGGGUAUGAAGACUGUGGCCCUGCUGACCAGAAUGGACAAUCCCAUCGGACUGACCAUUGGUAAUGGCCUGGAGGUGUGGGAGAGUCUAUUGUGUCUGCAGGGAGAGGGGCCGCAGGAUCUCAAGGAGCUGGUCUGUCAGCUAGGUGGCCACCUGUUGGCUCGUGUGGGUACUGCAGCCACAGCCUCAGAGGGUGCUGAAAAGAUUGCAGAGAAGCUGAGCAACGGGGAGGCCCUACAGAAGUUCUGUGAUAUGAUGGUGGCACAAGGUGUGAAGCAGGAGACAGCAGAGGCACUGUGCUGUCCAGACACUGAUAUCUUCACCAUCCUGCCACGGGCGCAACAUGUGCAGGAUCUCUGCUGUCAAACUAGUGGAUUCAUCCAGUCUAUAGAUGCCCUGGAGUUGGCCCGAGUGUCGGCAGAGCUGGGAGCUGGGAGGUCAAAGGCCGGAGAAGCCGUUGACCCCGCGGUCGGGCUGCAGCUUCUGAAAACUGUAGGGUCAAAGGUCACAAAAGGGGAUGUUUGGGUCAAGGUUCAUCACCAAGGAGACUGUGUCUCAGCCAAUCAUAUCACGAGGCUGCAGAAGUCCCUUUUGAUUGGAGGAGAAAGUGUGGAGGUCGGUUCCAGGGUCGCGGAGGUCAUUCCUUAGCUUAUUCCUCAGGAAUGUAAUAGUAUUACAAUAUCACUACUUUUAUAUGAGAUUAUGGAUAUUAUUAAAGAAUAAUUGUUCUUGCUUGUAAAGUUUACAUGUAAAGAAAGGUUCUCAGAUGACACCAUUGAUGUAACAACAACUUAUCCAGACUUGUGUAAUGGAUACCAGUUUCAAAAGAACCUCCUUAGU